Molecule: messenger RNA, 475 nt
Organism: Paramecium sonneborni
Lineage: Eukaryota; Ciliophora; Oligohymenophorea; Peniculida; Parameciidae
Source: the annotation of a GenBank genome assembly
AUAUUUUCAAACAACUUAAAUCCAUGGAUUAAGAGUAAUAAGAGCAAUAAGCUUUUGAUAAAGUUUCAUUAUUCACUGUUGUUUCUCUAUCAUUAGUAAGCUUCUUAUUCUAUUAAUUUACAUCAAAACCAGAACUUUAUGGAGGUGAUGAAUGUAUUGCAUUAAGAGAUUGUGCAUUUUUUAUGGUUUGGCUAUACUUAAUAUAUGUCAUUAUAAUUGGGUAUAUGUUUAUCCAAUAAUUAAUACUAGCGUAAUGAUUUAAUGGAAACCUUAAUCUAAUUCCAAGAUCAAAAUUUAUAUAUCAGGAAUUUUAUUAGUUGGGUUUGUAAUUAGCAAUAUUUUUUUAAUUAUUCAAUAUUUUAAAAAUGAACCUUGCAAUUUAUUGAGAUAUGUCAUUUUUUGGUAUUUAAUUUUGAUGUCCAUUACCUUUUUAUUAUUUAUGUCUAUAGUAGGUGCUAUAAUAUAUAUGAUGUGA